CUUUUCCUCAAACCGGAGUGAAAAUGGGUGAGCCUGCUAUUAUUGUUUAUUGCAGCGAUGUACUUGAACGGACCAAUAGCUACCCACCUUUAAGGACUUGCCCGAACUUGUUCUAUUUCUGCCCACACGUCUGUGUGACCGGGUCCACGUGUGCUAAGAUGUGAGCUAUUUCAGACAGUGAACAUGUCGGGCAUAGAGAUCACAUGUGGAAGAAUUUCCCCCUGUGGCCCACUGAAUGGACAGCCUCGGGCACAUACAUACAGUAUUUCAAAAGUAUACAAGAAGUCUAAGAGGAAGCCUACAAAACGAAAGACCAAAGAAAAACCAGACGAUGGUACCGACGCUCAUAAAGCGACCAGCUCUGCAAAGAAAAGGAAAUUGUGUGAGAUUAAAGGAGAUGACCUAGGAUGCAGUGCAUAUUCUGGGACAGAUGAUUGUGUUGUUGACACUCCCGCUUCUGUAUUCAGUAAAAGCACAGGUGACCAGGAAUCCACUAUUGAUCACUUGCAGCCCAUUAUGGAGAAGAGGGUUCCUACAUUCGGUGAACGUUGGGAGUUGGACAGUGGUUUUGCCUCCGAGGCGAGCCCACCCUCCAGUGGCCGAUGCUCACCCUGCAUUGGCAGGUGUCGUGCCAAAGUUGUGGCCAUAGACUGUGAGAUGGUGGGUACGGGCCCUGACGGACAUUGCAGUGAGCUGGCACGCUGUAGUGUCUUGAACUAUGAUGGUGCUGUACUGUAUGACCAGUAUAUUCUGCCAAGUCGGCCCGUCACAAACUACCGCACUCGCUGGAGUGGAAUCAGAAAGCAGCACCUCCAGCAUGCCGUCCCUUUUCAAAAGGCCAGGACAGAGAUUGUAACUCUAAUUAAGGAUAAGGUGGUUAUCGGUCAUGCGCUUCACAACGACUUUAAGGCCCUGGGGUUCUCACACCCUUGGCAUAUGAUCAGGGAUACGAUGUCAUCGCGAGCACUUCGACAGAUGUGUGGUUUACCUUCUAAAAGUGGCGCAUCACUGAAGACUCUAACGCGAAGACUCCUCAAUAGAAAUAUUCAGGUUGGGAAGGCGGGACACUGCUCGGUGGAAGAUGCCCGGGCUGCGCUGGAUCUCUACAAGCUAGUGGAGGAGCAGUGGGAGCAGGAUGACUCUGAGAGGGAGAGGGCACCCGCUCAGCCCGGCCCUGACCCCUCCCUCAGCCACUACAUGCUGGACCAGUACUGGCCAGAGCAUAUGGACUGUGGCCAGUGAGGUGGCGGAGAGCUCGGCUGGUGCCGUAUGACUGACAGGAGGGGCACAUGUUGGACAGAGAGGGGUGUGCUCCGCUGACAUAGACCUCUGAAGUUUGCUCACAAAAAGAACCCAAAGCUGCCAUCUUUGCCCAUAUAAGGAGAUCCGGAUCUCCUUAUUUGGGCAAAGAUGGUACACAGAUCUCCUUAUAUGGGCAAAGAUGGCAGCUUUUGGGUCCUUUUUGUAGGCAAACUUCCGAGGUCUGUUACCCUAUGAAAUGGGUGUAUCUGAUGAGGAGGGCUGUAUCCAGGGUGCAAAUGUCUCCUUUGGCCAUUAACACAUGAACUUGUGUAACCUUCCAUGAGUUGCACAAUAGCGUUUCUAAGUUGUAUCCCUGUGCCCACUCACAGUGUGUCGGAUCUGUUCUUAUCACUUGAUUAAAACUAAAACAAAUUAUAAACUAAAGAAAUGAUUGCUAAAGACUGCCCCGAGCACAUACAUGGAACUAAGUCAGACAACAAUUUUUGAAAAAUGAAAUCCAUUUCAUUACCAGACCUUAGCGGCUGUUUUGAAAGUUCGGCAUAACUGAAGGAAAAUGGGCCUGAACAUUUAAUUAAACAUGUAAAAAACAUCAGUCACCCUCAUGUACAGAAACUUGCAGUUCUGUGUGUACUGUAACAUCCUUCGCCUUACAUUUGGGGUGGAGGCCCACACUGAACUCAUUUGUAAUGACAGUAGUGUUUAAUACUUAAUGUGUUAACUUAAACAUUUUGUUCAUGUGCUAUUGAAAACAUCAUGAUAUGUUGUGGUUAAAUCUUUUGGGGUUAUUUAUAAAUAAAAGUAUUUAAACUAUUA
Messenger RNA from Alosa alosa (allis shad), 2076 nucleotides. RefSeq names its product interferon stimulated exonuclease gene (gene isg20). The coding region runs from base 184 to 1242 and encodes 352 amino acids. The record is from RefSeq and is a predicted model, not a curated record. Gene Ontology annotation, cellular component: nucleus. NCBI's taxonomy places the organism in Eukaryota, Metazoa, Chordata, Actinopteri, Clupeiformes, Clupeidae. Gene Ontology annotation, molecular function: nucleic acid binding; exonuclease activity. The transcript has 4 exons.